UACCUGACGAGGAAUGCCGAGUGGUUUCAUGAAUAUGUAUGAAUGUGUAGCUGGUGAGUUUGUUACCUAUUUUGUAGUCUUCAGUAAUACAGUAACUAUCACACGAAUCACUUCGUUGCGUUAUAUCUUACAUGGUGUCAGAGACGUCAGCUCUCGCCCGCAAUCGGAAACACCUACAAUGUCAGGACUAAAACCACCAGCGCAGUUAAGCCUUGAAGGCAAUCUUCAAGCUAACUACCGAAAUUGGAUACGUUCAUUCGAAGUCUACAGCAUAGCAUCGGGUGUCGCCGAUAAAGCUGAGGUGGUCCAGUGUAACGUCUUCCUUCACGUUGCCGGACCGGAGGCCCAAAAGGUUCACGCCACGAUGGAGUUCGCCGAGGCAGACGUGGACCAGAUCGCGCCACUGAAGGCGAAAUUCGCCGCAUUCUGUGAAGGGAAACGGAACAUUACAGUUAUCCGGUACCAAUUCAAUUCUCGGACGCAGAAAGACGGCGAAUCAUUUGACUCAUUUCUCACGGAGUUGAAACAACUUAUCAAGGACUGUGAAUUUGGCGACGCUCUACGAGACUCUCUACUCAGAGACCGGGUCGUUUGCGGCAUCCGUGACGAGACCACGCGCGAGAAACUUCUGCAGACCGAGGACCUUACCCUGGAGAAGUGUGUCAAUACGUGUCGCAUUAGCGAAUCAAGCGCUAAUCAACUUAAGACGCUGACUGAUACGAAAGAAAAAGACGUCGACGCCGUCGGAAGAUCAUUCCAAAAUAGUACGGCAUACGGUCGCGGCUCCCAUGAUCGCAGCCGAAACAAACAUCGCGGAACAUUUGACAAACGAUCACAAUCGGAAAAAUGUGGAAACUGUGACGGACAAGCUCAUGCUGACUACACACAAUGUCCGGCAUACGGCAAGGAAUGCGGAUAUUGCCGCCGCAUGAACCACUUCAAAGCAUCUUGCCGCACACUGGCAAGAUCAGAGAAACAACGCGUACGUCCUCAAGCUCCAUCGUCAUCGAGCAUUCAUGACGUAACCCUGGAAUCACGUAAUAACGAUCCGACCGUUGAGCCGUCCGUCGAUCCACCUCGUAAAAUCCCGUACGCGAUUGAGGACGUCGUCAAAACCGAACUGGAUCGAAUGGAGGACCUGAAAGUAGUGAUCAAAGAAAACGAACCAACCCCAUGGGUCAAUAGUAUGACUGUCGUUCGAAAACAAAACAAUAAGGUGAUGGCCUAAAGGUCAGCCAGGAUCGCGUAAGUGACAUCACCAACAUGCCGACACCGUCAUGUAAAGAGGACAUUAGGAGAUUCAUCGCCAUGGUGGGAUAUCUUGCGAAAUUCAUCCCCAACCUCUCACAAGAAACGAAACCACUACGUCAAGUCCUCGAAGAAAAAGUCGAAUUUCAUUGGGAGGAUCUCCAAGACCGAGCAUAUAAGAGACUGAAACGUUUGAUCACAAACACGCCCGUGCUGAGUUUCUAUGACGUCAAUAAACCCAUCACGCUUCAGGUUGAUGCCAGUAAAUCUGGAUUAGGCGCAGC
Lineus longissimus is the source of this 1532-nucleotide messenger RNA. RefSeq lists its product as uncharacterized. The coding region runs from base 14 to 1228 and encodes 404 amino acids. NCBI's taxonomy places the organism in Eukaryota, Metazoa, Nemertea, Pilidiophora, Heteronemertea, Lineidae. The transcript has 3 exons. The record is from RefSeq and is a predicted model, not a curated record.